UAGCUCUUUUAGAAUCAUGGAAGUCUGAGGAAGGAAAAAAAAUAGGGCAGCGCAUGAAAAUACUCAGCUAAAAGGGAUUUUAAAGUGAAAUUUCAAAAAAAAAUAAAAAAGAAAUAAAAAAAAUAUGUCACAAUCGAACGGUACCAGGAGGGUUUCUCCCAAUCAAACCCCCAAAAUGGGCCAACACAACAUGGCCUAUGUCCGGGAGACAAAUGAGGCCAAUCACAAGGAGGUCGCAAAUCAAUUUCACAUUCCAACCGCCACAGAGACAACUCAAUCUCCUUCCUCCUCAGCAACACCACCCUCGGAUAUAAUUGGCCAAAUUAUUGGCGACUUUGGAGUCUGGCAACUACGCACCGUGCUCAUAAUAUUCCUCUGCAAAAUACCAGCCUCAUGGUUUAUGGCCUGUAUAAUUUUCACCGCUCCCGAGCUAUAUCCUCAAACCGAGUUCGAAUGUGAUCCCACGGCGUUGACAGCAAAUCAAACCAUCACACCCAAUCAGUGUUACAUCGAAGAUCCGCAGACCUCAAAUCGGCAAGAAUGCACCCAAUUCCUGUACAAUUUUGAUUUUCAAUCUUUGAUUAUGGAAUUUGAUUUGGUUUGCCUGCGUGAUAUUUUUGUGGCAUGGACCCAGUAUUGGCAUUUGUUUGGUGUCCUGGUGGGUGGUGUGGUGGCCACAAAAAUGAUGUUGUUUGUCAGUCCCCGCAAUGUGUACUUUAUUGGACAAAUGGCCCAAAUCGUUUGCGGUGUUGUAACCGGAUAUGCCCGAGACUUUAGCCUGCACUGUGCCUUUCGUUGUCUGUCAGCCGUUUGCUGUGCCAUCAUGUUUACCUCGGGACAAGCCAUAUUUGCUGACAUUACCUCGGGCAUCUAUCGCAUUGGUGCCAUAAUACUCUACGACACCUUUUGGUCGCUGGGUGUCAUCUUCCUACCCUCACUGAGUGCUUUCUUCAACAGUUGGACUCACAUCUAUUUGGGUAUUACAUUUCCCACCUUAUUCCUAACACUACUACUUCAAUGGACACCAGAAUCUCCUAGGUGGUUGUUGAAAAAUGGCUGUGACAAAGAUGUGGACCGAGUAGAGGCUAUCGUCCGGGAGGGAGCUAGCAUUAAUGAUCGCCUGUGUAAAAUUCCACCUGACUUCCAUCAACAGCUAAGGAAUUUGAGAGAAAAAAUGCGUUCUGCCCCAGCACCCGCUAAGUGGUUGGAAUUGUGGAAGGGUCCAAGGGCCAAGGUACACAUGAUUGCUGCGCAUUUGGCACUGUCGGCUUUUAUCAUCAAUUUCAUGGGUAUGCUGCUGAAUAUUCGUUCCUUUGGUCGGGAUUAUUUGGUGCCCAACACUGUGGCAAUGGGUUUCUCGGAAAUCUUUGGCUGUUUCCUGGCUUUGCAUUUCACCCUGAAACACAACAAAUGGAAAUGGCAGUGGGCUGGAGGUUUCAAUAUUGUGGCUGGCCUGAUUGGAUGCCUGGGAUGGCUGUUUAGUCGAACGGAAAUGAAUCCCGAACUGAAAGUCACCCUGUGGAUGAUAAUUGCCACCAUACCCAAAAUGGGUGUCUCCUGUGCCCAGUCCAUGAUUUUGGCCUGUAUGGCUGAAGUUAUGCCGGCAAAUAAGAAGGUACCAUAUGUUUUCUCCGUGGUUACCUGGGCUCGCGUCUGGCUACUCUCGGCACCUUUUAUAAAUGUCCUAAAGAAAAUCGAUGUUGCUCUCUCCCUGAGCUCCUAUUGUGCUCUGAGUAUAUUUGGUGGUAUUUGUACCUGUCUAAUGUUAACACCACGCAGCACCAAUGCAACGCCACAAAAUCAGGAUCAGGAUCCAGCGGCGGCAAAGAAAGAUAUAUCUCCCCUAACGAAACCUGUCUUUACCGUGGAUAUCAGUAAUACUCAGCUGUAGGAUAUACGAAGAGAUGGAAGGGAGGAAUAAAGGCAGUGCCUAAUCGGAUCCUAAAUGAAAUUUUCUAGCACAAAAUAAGUAGUUAAAAUAGUCUGUAAGAUGAAAGUGAUAGAAAAGUUGUUACCGAAGUGUACUUAAAACUCGGAAGAGUAUUGUUGUUGCAGUUUUUUCCCUUGUAUAUAAGUAUUUUUUACAAUGAAUAUACAUUUUUAUUGAAUGUGAUGAAAUAUACAAUAUCGAAUAUAAACAA
Molecule: messenger RNA, 2141 nt
Organism: Musca domestica (house fly)
Lineage: Eukaryota; Metazoa; Arthropoda; Insecta; Diptera; Muscidae
Product: solute carrier family 22 member 3
Exons: 5
Coding region: 125-1891 (588 amino acids)
Biological process (GO): transmembrane transport
Molecular function (GO): transmembrane transporter activity
Source: RefSeq, a predicted model, not a curated record